AUGUGGGCGACUACAUUCGAACACGCGCGGAGCCAUAGGGUAGAUGAGUCGGGCGAAUGGCUGCUAGCUCAUCCUCUCGUGGCAGGGCUCAUUGAGGAUAGUAGUGCCGCGACUGCGAGACGACCAAACGUUUUGUUUCUAUACGGAAAGCCGGGCUACGGCAAGACGACACUCGCAACGGUAGUGAUUGACCAUCUCAGAGAUACGGCUUCGUUACGCGGGAAGAAUGGCCCCGGUUCUCUCGCGUUCUUCUUCUUUGACAGGCAAGGCCGAUUUAACUCCUCACACGAUGCAUUUCGCGCUCUACUAGCCCAGUUGAUAUUUUGCCGACGAUUUGACCGCAUUGUCCUAGAUAUCGCAGCAAUUACACGGUCUGAUCACGACACUGGGCAGCAACUGGCUUCGGACGAUGAAGUAUUCGCCAUACUGCAUCUGUUUCUUCUGCAAUUUUCCAAUUGCGCCUUUGUAUGUGACGGUGUAGAUGAAUGCAAAGACAGAGACAACUUUCUAAAGAGGUUGAUCGAGGACCUCGUCGAAGGUGGAGAAUUAGUUCUUCUCGGUGCCACCUCUGUUGAUGAUCUCACAUCCAGCAUUUGCACUCGAUCAAAUGGGAUGUUUCUAUGGGCAGCACUGUUUCUUGGUUACCUCAAGUUACCCUCUCUUUCCAUCUCACAAAGACGCGAGGCGCUUGAAGACUCACACAAGUUCGAAGAGUACCCACUGUUUGCUUACGCGGCGCAAUCCUGGACUUCGCAUCUCCGAGAAGUCACCGAUCAGUUUGCAACUUCUUCAUAUGUUGAUAGCCUGUGCAUCUUCGAAGAACUUGGUCAGCGGGCAAUAUUGUUCCUAUCCAACAAACUCAAAUUUACAUCUUGGACUGAGGCGCUGUGGCAUAUGAGUUGCCCACAGGAAGCUUGGGCAAUGGAGUCCGUAGACUGGAAAAGGAUUGAUUCCAUCUACAACGACAGCGAAAUAAAGACCGCUGCUUCUUUACUGCACUUGGCCUUUGAAGAACAUAGAGGACUUGUUAAGUCUUGGGGCAAUGUUCUACAGAAGUAUCCAGAAGAAUUAUGGCAGCCAAGCAUCUCCGCUUUCUCCGAAUCAAUGCUACGAAAGACUACAACCGCAGCGGAAACCACAAGCAUUCUACACAAUUCUACAGGAGGCCAAGAUUCGACUGUUCUACAGACAAAGUGCUCAUCAUCAGGGCAUGCGAUUGGCAUACUACGCGCGCAGUAUCAGUCAAAGUAA
Molecule: messenger RNA, 1251 nt
Organism: Cucurbitaria berberidis CBS 394.84
Lineage: Eukaryota; Fungi; Ascomycota; Dothideomycetes; Pleosporales; Cucurbitariaceae
Exons: 4
Coding region: 1-1251 (416 amino acids)
Source: RefSeq, a predicted model, not a curated record